AUGUCUUUCCGGCUUCCUAGUGGAUCGAGGCGGAUCUGCUCGCGAGCUGGGUCUGUCAGGCUGUCUGGUGGAGGAACCAGCUUUGCAGCUGGGAAUGUGUGGGGCGGGUCAGGGGCGGACAGCAGCUUUCCUUCCACUGUCGGGUGCAUUUCUGCUGGGGGUGGCGGGUCCAGAAGCGCCAUCUCUGCUGGCUUUCUUGCAAAUGACUACGGCCUCCUCUCCGGCAACGAGAAGGUCACUAUGCAGAACCUCAACGACCGCUUGGCAUCCUACCUAGACCAUGUGCGAGCCCUGGAGGAGGAAAACGCCUAUCUAGAGCAGAAGAUCAACAGCUGGUGCGAGAAAUACGGGCCUGGCUGUUCCCGCGGGCUUGACCAUGACUAUAGCAGAUACUUCCCAGUCAUUGAAGAUCUGAAAAGCCAGAUCAUUUCUGCAACCACCAACAAUGCCAGCAUUGUUCUACAAAAUGACAAUGCCAGACUGACAGCCGACGACUUCAGGCUGAAGUACGAGAACGAGCUGGCUCUGCACCAGAGCGUGGAGGCCGACACCAACGGCCUCCGCAGGGUGCUGGACGAGCUGACCCUCAGCGCCGCGGACCUGGAGACCCAGUGCGAGACCCUCGGCGAGGAGCUGGCGUAUCUCAAAGCAAACCACCAGGAGGAAAUGCGAGUCCUGCAAAGUGCCUCAGGGGGGACCGUGAGCGUGGAGAUGGCCGCAGCCCCGGGCGUGGACCUGACCCUCCUGCUGAACAACAUGAGGGCUGAGUACGAGCACCUGGCCGAGGAGAACCGCAGAGACGCCGAGGCCAGGUUCAACGAGAAGAGUGCGCUGCUGCAGCAACAGAUUUCCGAUGAUGUGGGGGCAGCCGCCGCGGCCAGAAGUGAGCUGACGGAGCUGAAGCGCAGCCUGCAAACCCUGGAGAUAGAACUGCAGUCCCUCCUGGCUGUGAAAGAGUCCUACGAGAGCUCCUUGGCGGAGAUGGAAGGAAAUUACUGCCUCCAGCUCCAGCAAAUCCAGGAUCAGAUCCGGGCCAUGGAGGAGCAGCUGCAGCAGAUCCGGACGGAAACCGCCGGCCAGAAGCUGGCGCACGAGCAGCUGCUCGACAUCAAAGUCUUCUUAGAGAAGGAGAUCGAGACGUACUGCACCUUACUUGACGGCCAAGACAGAAGAGGCCUUUCCACAUGUCCCAGAUCAAAAGGCUGCAGGGUGGUGAAGUCUGGAAACGCAGUGAAAGACUCCACGGAAGAAACUGUUGUGAAAACUGUGGUUGAGGAACUGGAUCAGCUUGGCAAUGUCCUUUCACUGAUCAUACACUCAGUGGAAGAGAAAUCCUCUAAAGUCAGCAACAUCACAGUGGAGCAACGAGUACCUUCGAAAACUGCAUAGUGAAGAACGGGUCAUGAAUGGCAACGAAAAGAAAGCCUGCCUUCCCAAAAUCCCACUCAUCCAGCCACCUAAGGGGGGGGGGGGGUUCAUUUCUGCCCAUAUUCUUUGCAUAGAAUCCGUUUCAGGGGAAGAAACUAGCUUGCUCUGUCCCUAGUUCCUACUUUCAUUUCGGGGGCCUUGUUUGUCAUUUCAUUAACAUUCUUCUGUUUCAAGCUAUUUGUUAUCAGCCUGGUUCUUCCUUCCUUUCCACAGCUGAUGCCACAGUGACAAUACUGAGGACGUGCUAAUAAACUACUAU
Lepus europaeus (European hare) is the source of this 1687-nucleotide messenger RNA. It is a transcript of the gene KRT26, whose product is annotated as keratin 26. The transcript is spliced from 8 exons. Lineage: Eukaryota; Metazoa; Chordata; Mammalia; Lagomorpha; Leporidae. Gene Ontology annotation, molecular function: structural molecule activity. The record is from RefSeq and is a predicted model, not a curated record. The coding region runs from base 1 to 1389 and encodes 462 amino acids.